Messenger RNA from Malania oleifera, 3157 nucleotides. RefSeq names its product jasmonoyl--L-amino acid synthetase JAR4. The transcript has 5 exons. Lineage: Eukaryota; Viridiplantae; Streptophyta; Magnoliopsida; Santalales; Ximeniaceae. The coding region runs from base 1323 to 3113 and encodes 596 amino acids. Gene Ontology annotation, cellular component: cytoplasm. Gene Ontology annotation, molecular function: acid-amino acid ligase activity. The record is from RefSeq and is a predicted model, not a curated record.
CCCAAACUCCGACGGAGUCUGCUAGAAACAGAGAAAAGUAUAAACCAGCACCUCUCUCUCUCUCUCUCUCUCUCUCUGAGCCACUCUCUGCCAUUUUUCUCUCUCUUAAAAAAAAAAUUAAAAACACCCUCUUUCCUCUGGGAUUGUCGCCUCUUUUGGCGCUCGACGACAAUCGAAGUGGGUGGAGUUGUUUUUCAUCUCAGCAAGACGAGAGCCUUCCUCUCUGCUUUUUCAUCAUCAUCCCCAUCUUCCUUCUUCUUCUUCUUCUUCUUCUUCUUCUACAGCAAACCAAGUGCAAGAAAAGUUACGAGCUUCACCAUUGCAACAGUCUCUCUCUCAAGCGGUACUGUUUUUGCUUCAAUAUUUUGAAUUUAGCUGUAAAGUGGGUGGGCGUGGUUUAAAUUUUAAUCUCCCGGUGGAAUCGGGACCUUGCUUGUCUGUAGUUCGUGUAACUGUUCAUUCCCUUUAUAAAUAAUAUCUUUCUGUUUUUUUUUUUUUGGCCUCUUUCUUUUGAAAUUCUUCUCCUCUAAAGUUCGCUUUUUACUUCAUUGUUUCUUUAGAGUUUGGACCAUUUGGGGAUCUCUUUGAUCUUAGUGUUCCCCCCUGGUCGAUUUCUCUUGUCUUUUUUUUCUCCGUUCCAAAGAUUCCAAUUAAUAAAUAGUUUUUUUUUUUAAAUUCUGUUUGGUUAUCCUUGAUUGCUUCACCCAAAGUUGACUUCCCUUGAUAAAACAGAGAAAAGCUUUGAAAUUUCUGUUGCUCUUUCGAGUUCCAAGAAUUUUCGUGCUGUGAAAAGGUUUACUUUGCAUGCUCAACCAUCAUUUCCCCGUUGCUUCGGAUUUCUAACUUCAGUAGUACGUUUGUAGUUUGGCAGAGCUUUGCCUCAUGUCUUCCUCAUCCUCCCCCUCUAUUAAGAAGCAUUGUAAAUUUGUAUGAACUCCUUGUUCAAAUGCUGAUUUUGCAAGAAAUCUUCGUUUUUUGAAUGCUUCAUAAAUGGGUAUUUGGACAUGGGUGUAUGUGUUUGUGUGUGCACGUGACAGCAUGUGCAUGAGGGGGCUUUUCGUUAAGUGUGUUUUUUCCAUUAUUGGAUUCAUGUUUGAUUUUCUAGUCAUCGUUUGUCCUUUUCGUCCUAUUGCUGGGGUGGGUUUUAUCCUUCCCCGGAUAGUAAGCUCAUAUAGCUGAUAUAUUGGUCCUUCUGUAAUAGUUUUGUCGUUAUGUUCAAUUGUCUUCGCAGUUUCAUGAUCAAUUAUAUUUGAAUUUUUCUGCAAGUUCUAUGGUUAAUCAUUUACUGUUUUUCACAAUAAUUUUUCUAAAGUGGAAAUCAGAUGUUUGUAAUUGCAACAGCUGUGUCGGUGAGGAUGUUGGAGAAGAUGGAAGAAAUUAACUUGGAGAAGGUAAUAGAGGAAUUCGAGGCAAUAACGAAGGAUGCAGGAAGAGUUCAGACGGAUACACUAAAGAAAAUUUUGGAAGAAAACGCUCGUGCAGAGUACCUGCAGGAACUGGAUCUGAAUGGAAGAACCGACCCAGAAAGUUUUAAGGCUUGCGUCCCACUUGUGACUCAUAAGGAUUUGGAGCCAUAUAUUCAGAGAAUUGCGGAUGGUGACGCUUCUCUCAUUCUUACCGGGAAGCCAAUUACGACCAUCUCAUUGAGUUCUGGUACCACUCAAGGAAAGCCGAAGUAUGUGCCUUUCAACGAUGAAUUGAUGGAAACUACCAUGCAGAUUUAUCGGACUAAUUUUGCCUUCAGGAACAGAGAUUUCCCUAUUGAGAACGGAAAGGCCUUGCAGUUUGUCUACAGCAGCAAGCAGUCUAAAACAAAAGGGGGCCUGGCAGCUGGGACUGCCACGACAAAUGUGUUCCGCAACUCCAAAUACAAGAAUACAAUGAAGGGACUGCAGUCCCAGUGUUGCAGCCCUGAUGAAGUGAUAUUUGGUCCGGACUUCCACCAAUCAUUGUACUGCCAUCUCCUAUGUGGUCUAAUUUACAGGGAAGAAGUCCAGUUUGUGUCCUCUACCUUUGCCCACUGCAUCGUCCUUGCCUUCCGAACCUUUGAACAAGUUUGGGAGGAACUCUGCACUGAUAUUCGGGAGGGGGUCCUCACUAGCCGGGUAACUGCACCAUCCAUCCGAACAGCAAUGUCUAAACUGCUCAAGCCAAAUCCUGAAUUGGCUGAUUUGAUUUAUAAAAAGUGCUUGGGAUUAAAUAAUUGGUAUGGACUCAUACCAGAGCUCUUUCCUAAUGCGAAGUACAUAUAUGCGAUCAUGACUGGGUCGAUGGAACCUUACUUGAAAAAGCUGAGGCAAUAUGCAGGUGGGCUGCCCCUGUUGAGUGCUGAUUAUGGGUCUUCUGAAGGGUGGAUUGGGGUUAAUGCGAAUCCCAAAUUGCCUCCUGAGUUAGCCACCUUUGCUGUGCUCCCAAAUAUUGGAUAUUUUGAGUUUAUCCCUCUACGGCACAACACCGAGGAUCAUGAUCAAGAUGGAACUGACUUCCUUUUUAUGGAACCCAAGCCAGUGGGUCUGACUGAAGUCAAGGUUGAAGAAGAGUAUGAGGUCAUUGUCACCAAUUUUGCAGGUUUAUACCGGUAUAGGUUGGGGGAUGUGGUGAAGGUUGUGGGCUUCCACAACUCGACCCCGGAACUCCAAUUUGUCUGCAGGAGCAAUCUGAUGCUCACUAUCAAUAUUGACAAGAAUACAGAGAAAGAUCUACAGCUAGCUGUGGCAGCAGCAGCAGCCAAGUUAUUAGCCAAAGAAAAACUUGAAGUUCUUGAUUUCACUAGUCAUGUGGACAUGUUGACAGAACCUGGACAUUACAUCAUCUUCUGGGAGCUGAGUGGCGAAGCCAAUGAGGAGGUGUUGAGAGAAUGCUGCAAUUGUUUGGAUCUAUCUUUUGUUGAUGCAGGCUAUGUCAGUUCUCGAAAAGUCGGUGCCAUAGGAGCACUCGAGCUCCGAGUGGUUAGGAAGGGAACUUUCCAGAAGAUUCUAGAUCAUUAUUUGUGCUUGGGGGGUGCUGUUAGUCAGUUUAAAACACCGCGGUGUGUGGGGGCAUCUAACAAAAUGGUGUUGCAAAUACUUUCUGCCAAUGUUGUCGAGAGCUAUUUCAGUACUGCCUUCUGUUGAAUAAUUUCAUGUAAUAAUUGAUUUGGUUUAGAUCUGUUUAUGCA